Glarea lozoyensis ATCC 20868 is the source of this 471-nucleotide messenger RNA. RefSeq lists its product as uncharacterized. Bases 1 to 471 code for a protein of 156 amino acids. The transcript is spliced from 3 exons. NCBI's taxonomy places the organism in Eukaryota, Fungi, Ascomycota, Leotiomycetes, Helotiales, Helotiaceae. The record is from RefSeq and is a predicted model, not a curated record.
AUGUAUGCCACUCUCGCUAUGGGUAGCAAGUCACAGAGCCAUAAGAAGGUUGAUACCAAGCGCCCCUGGGUGAUGAAAGUGUAUUACACAAACACUAAAGUUCUUUUUACAGUCUGUCUACUCAAUGAGAUGUUCUUCAUCUCUCUAUACCUCCUCUCCUUCUCAUCACGUCGCUUGAUGCCAAUUCUUGUCGACACAGGUGGAGACAUACACUCAUUGCAGGACGGCGCAGCCUUGGAUCUGCAGUCAAUAUGGACAACUCCGUGGAGUGCAGGCGCGAUGGAAAUGGCUAGAUCCAAUAAGAUAGACAGCCGUGUACCAUGGGUCGCACUUUGCAUAUCCAGUGUCUUCAUGCUUUUCAAACAAUAUGUCAAUGUCAUCCAGCUAGUCGAAGCUAGCAAAUGGCUUGCUGAGGGGGAUGCUAGAAGAAGGAAGACGUCAACAGGCUUUGCGAGACUGACCGUCAAGUAG